Triticum aestivum (bread wheat) is the source of this 1915-nucleotide messenger RNA. RefSeq names its product protein FAR1-RELATED SEQUENCE 5-like. Gene Ontology annotation, biological process: regulation of DNA-templated transcription. The coding region runs from base 2 to 1915 and encodes 637 amino acids. The transcript has 5 exons. The record is from RefSeq and is a predicted model, not a curated record. Lineage: Eukaryota; Viridiplantae; Streptophyta; Magnoliopsida; Poales; Poaceae. Gene Ontology annotation, molecular function: zinc ion binding.
UAUGAUGGAAUUCCUUGAUGAUCUGCAGAUGUGCGACGUCUCUCCUAAUGCCACCAUGAAUGUGUUGACCAAGAUGCAUGGCAACCGUGAGAACAUGCCAUGGAGUGAACGUGACUUGCAAAAUAGAAAAGCUGAAAAUGUGCGUAAGGAGCGAGCGGAUGAUGUAAAAAAACUAAAGGCUUUCUUCAACGAGUGCAGAGCACAGAAUAGUAAGUUUUAUUAUGACAUAGAACAUGACUCCGAGGGUGCUCCAAAGAAUAUAUUUUGGAGUCAUGCUAGCUGCCAGGCUAACUAUGCUGAGUUUGGUGAUGUGGUUACUUUUGAUACAACAUAUAAGUGCAAUUUUUACAAUAAGCCAUUAGCAAUGUUUGUUGGGAGCAACCACCAUUUGCAGAAUGUCAUUUUUGGUUUUGCACUCCUCGGUGAUGAGAAGGAGGAAACAUUUGAUUGGGUUUUUCGCACUUUCAAAAUGUGCAUGGAAAACAAAGAACCUCAUUGCAUACUUACAGAUCAAGACCAAGCAAUGGCAAAUGCUCUUCCGGGAGUGUUUCCAAACACUAUUCAUAGGCUAUGCAGAUGGCAUGUUUUGCAUGGUCACAAAGACAGCUUGAAGGUGUUGUAUAACUUGUAUGAUGGUUUGAAAGAGAAGUUGUUGACAAUAAUAAAUCAUCCCCUCACCCCCAUGGAGUUUGAGAAGGCAUGGAUGGAGAUGGUGAAUGAAUAUGGACUCGAGUCAGAUCCUACAAUUGGCAGUUUGUAUGAUCUGCGUACAAGAUGGAUCGCCGCAUACUUUAAGGAUGUUUAUUGUGGGAAAAUGACAUCUACACAACGCAGUGAGAGCACAAACAGAAUUGCGAAAAGAAACCACAUUGACCCUACGACACCUCUGCACGUGUUUGCAAGAAAAAUGUUUCAGGUUUUGCAAGGGAGAAAAGAAGCAGAAGCCCGAGAGACCAUGGAAUCUCAGGCCCGGCCAAAAACAGUAACAAAUUACCCUCUGGAACAUCAGUUGAGCAGAAUCUAUACCCGUGCAGUAUUCAGGAAAUACAAAGAAGCAUAUGUUUAUGGAACCUCUUUUCUUACAAAGAAAGUUGGCGCUGGUCGUUUCCUUGUGGUGUACGGUAGAGAAGGGCCGACUUUUUCGUGGUCCCAACAUGAGUUCAAAGUGGUUUGUGAUGAAGAGAAAGAAGAAUACAAGUGUGAGUGCAAGCAGUGGGAGCACACAGGACUGCUAUGCCCACACCUUAUUAUAGUGAUGACAAAUGAGCAGAUUCAGAAACUUCCAAGCAAAUAUGUGUAUAGAAGGUACACAAGGAAUGCAAAGAUUGACCCACCAUAUGACAGGAAUGACACUCUCCAGGUUGGAGCCGAUGGGACAUCAAAUAGUGGAAAGCACUUAAAUAUGCUCAGACUGGCUUAUGCCUGUGUUAGAGCGGGGGACAGAUCAACAGUUGGAUAUGAAAGAGUCAUUCAUGUGAUGACAGAACUUAGGGAUCAGGUUGAGGCACUUCCUCCUGAUGUCAUGCCUGUGUUUGAUUAUGGAGGUUGCAGUGAUCCAGCUGGCCGUGAGCUAGAUAAUUUUAAAGCACCACCGAUUGCAAAAACAAAGGGUUGUAGAUCAGAAGAAGGGCGUAGGAUCGGCGCACCCGGGCCAAAGAAGUGCACAAGAAGAUGCAGCAAUUGCGGCCUUAUGGCAGGUCACAAUAGGGCGUCAUGCGAAGAACGAACAGAAAGCUUCGCAGUUGGUGGCAGCAGAGCAGCCCAGGGGAGGGGCAGGGGCAGGGGUAGGGGUAGGGGCAGGGGUAGGGGUAGGGGAAGGGGAACGACAACUCGCCGCCGUUUGAUACAUGAUGAGGUGGACGAAGAUGAAGACUUAGAUUAUCAAGAAGAAGAUGAUCUGCUAGGUGAUGAAUAA